Molecule: messenger RNA, 174 nt
Organism: Pseudocercospora fijiensis CIRAD86
Lineage: Eukaryota; Fungi; Ascomycota; Dothideomycetes; Mycosphaerellales; Mycosphaerellaceae
Exons: 1
Biological process (GO): regulation of transcription by RNA polymerase II
Cellular component (GO): nucleus
Molecular function (GO): RNA polymerase II cis-regulatory region sequence-specific DNA binding; DNA-binding transcription factor activity, RNA polymerase II-specific
Source: RefSeq, a predicted model, not a curated record
ACCAAAGAACGACCCCACCCCUGCCAUGAAUGCGGCAAAUGCUUCACCCGCCGCGAACAUCUCCGCCGCCACGCAAUCAUCCACCUCGGCCAGAAACCCUUCGCCUGCACAGUCCGGGGCUGCACCCGAGCCUUCUACCGCUCCGAUCAACUCCUCCGCCACUCCCGCACCCAC